This is a messenger RNA of Cuscuta campestris, 737 nucleotides long. NCBI's taxonomy places the organism in Eukaryota, Viridiplantae, Streptophyta, Magnoliopsida, Solanales, Convolvulaceae. The record is from the annotation of a GenBank genome assembly.
CGAAAUCCACUCCGUCUGACAGUUAGUAAACCAUCGUCUCCUCCGCCGCGUCUCUGGUAGCGGGAGUUUAAUUGAUCUGAGUUUGCGGGGAUACUGAGAAAGAUCGAAUUUGACAGUUGUGAUAGACAAUGGGGAAUGUCCUACCGAAGCGGUGUUUUCAGCCUAAGGAUAACUCUAAAGGUGAUGGGGAUGAGUCAGACCCUCAACAUAAAUUAGCUGGAGGAAAUGUUCAAUUAGUAACUACAGAAGAAGAAUGGAAGCUGAAGAUGGAAGAAGCAAAGAAAGAUGGCAAACAGGUUGUUGCUAAUUUUAGUGCUUCAUGGUGUGGUCCGUGUCAAGAAAUUGCACAGCUAUACGCUGAGCUUUCAGAGAAAUAUCCUUCUUUGAUGUUUCUGACUGUCGAUGUUGAUCAACUUACCGAUUUCAGCACAGCCUUGGAUAUUAAAGCAACCCCGACCUUCUUCUUCUUCAAACCCGUACAAGGAGAAGAUGAACCGGUAAUCAAUAAAGAUAAAACGGCGAAACUAGUUGGAGCCAACAAGGGGGAGCUGAAAAAGAAGAUAACAGAAAUUGUAGACACCCCAACUCCAUCUGAGAAAUAAAUAGUAGCCAAUGUGUGGUGGGCCUGCGAUGGAAAUGAAAUGGCUUUCUUCAAUUUCUCUUCUUUGCUCUGAAUGUGUAUUGCAAAAUUUCAUUAUUUUCCACUUUCCAGAAGAUAUCUCCUACAUAAUCUGGUA